AAACCCAUAAAACCCAACACCCAAAAACCAUUCCAUUUCUUGCUGUUCCUAAACGCAAGAAAAAAAACCUAGCCACCCCCAAGAACCUCAAAAUCUCAUACACGACCAAUCUUCAAUCCUAGUUCGAUUUCGACGAGAAUCUUGCCAUCUUUCUAACCUUAAACGACAAAGCUCUAUUCUUUCAUCUUUCUUCGCAGAUUUUGAGAUUCGGUCACUGUAGCUUCUCUACUCAUCCACUUUCAAAUCCACUAAUUGUUUUUAUUGGAAGCAGCACUGCCAAAAUGUCGCGGAAGGGGUUGAUGGAACAAGACCUGAGUAAGUUGGAUGUGACAAAGCUGCAUCCUCUUUCUCCUGAAGUCAUUUCUCGCCAGGCUACUAUCAAUAUUGGCACCAUUGGUCAUGUGGCACAUGGAAAGUCAACUGUUGUGAAAGCAAUAUCAGGUGUUCAGACUGUUCGUUUUAAAAAUGAGUUGGAGCGUAACAUUACAAUCAAGCUUGGUUAUGCGAAUGCAAAAAUAUACAAGUGUGAAGAUGAACGGUGUCCAAGGCCUAUGUCCUACAAGGCUUAUGGAAGUGGAAAGGAAGAUAAUCCUAUGUGUGACGUACUAGGGUUUGAAAAUGCCAAGAUGAAAUUGCUUAGACAUGUUUCUUUUGUUGAUUGCCCAGGACAUGAUAUUCUCAUGGCUACUAUGCUUAAUGGAGCAGCAAUCAUGGACGGUGCAUUGCUACUCAUUGCUGCUAAUGAAAGCUGCCCGCAACCACAAACUUCUGAGCAUUUAGCUGCUGUGGAAAUUAUGCGUCUGCAACACAUAAUUAUCCUUCAGAACAAGGUAGACUUGAUUCAAGAAAAUGUGGCAAUCAACCAGCAUGAAGCAAUUCAGAAGUUUAUUCAAGGAACUGUUGCUGAUAGUGCACCAGUAGUACCAAUUUCCGCACAAUUGAAGUAUAAUAUUGACGUUGUGUGUGAGUACAUCGUGAAAAAGAUCCCAAUCCCUGAACGGAACUUCAUUUCUCCACCUAAUAUGAUAGUGAUUCGGUCAUUUGAUGUCAAUAAACCUGGUUAUGAGGUUGAUGAAAUAAAAGGAGGUGUAGCUGGUGGAAGCAUUCUGAGGGGUGUUUUAAAGGUUAACCAAUUCAUUGAAGUUCGACCUGGAAUAGUUGUUAAAGACGAGAGUGGAAACAUCCGAUGCACACCCAUCUAUUCCAGAAUAGUUUCAUUAUAUGCUGAACAAAAUGAGCUUCAGUUUGCAGUUCCUGGUGGCCUAAUUGGUGUUGGAACAACAAUGGAUCCCACUUUGACUCGUGCUGACAGGUUGGUAGGUCAAGUUCUCGGAGAGGUUGGAUCACUUCCCGAAGUUUACGUGGAACUUGAGGUUAACUUUUUCUUGCUUCGACGGCUUCUUGGUGUCCGGACAAAAGGUUCGGAGAGACAAGGAAAAGUUGCAAAGCUUGUGAAAGGAGAGAUGCUUAUGUUGAACAUAGGAUCUAUGUCAACGGGUGCCAAAGUGGUUGCUGUGAAGAACGAUUUGGCAAAAUUGCAACUUACUUCCCCUGUGUGCACAAGCAAGGGUGAGAAGAUUGCUCUAAGUAGACGUGUCGAGAAGCAUUGGCGUCUUAUCGGCUGGGGCCAAAUCCAAGCUGGAAUCACCCUUGAAGUCCCUCCUGCCCCCAUUCUGAGUUGAAAGAAAGACAGAUUAAGAGACAGACUACAGGACUACAGCCUUUUUAUAAAAACGUGAGAUGAGUUUAGGUAUGUUGGAAGAGAGAAAACUGUUGGGAACCAUUUUUGUGAGAUGGAGAAGAUUGUCAAUUUUUUGUUUUCACAUUGUUUUUGGUUACCUAUUGUUGAAAUUGUAUCUUAUGCUGAUUGAGUUUAGAAUGCGAGUAAGUGUCUCAGUCCUCACUUUUUUUCAUUCAAUUGUCACCUUAGUAAUAAUUGAUUAUUUCAUAAUUCAUACUGUAAACAUGUCCAAGCAAUGGUUGAAAAUUUUUAGACUGGUACACUGUCUAGUCCUUGUUAUUCCUAUGCUCUUCUCAUAACAUAUUCCUUAAUUUUGGAGUCCAAUGCUAUGUGGUGCUAUCCGGGACAUAAACAACAUAGGAAACAAUAAACAUGGUGUCCGUUUGGGAAAACCAGAGUUGUGACAUGCAAUCUGUUUAGGAAAUUCAAUUCGGGUAGCAUACCACAAGUCACCAAUAUCAUAUUAUAUUGAUGCACAAUUUGACAUGUUAAGGUAAAAAUAUGAUUGAUAAAAAAUUAUAUUACAACGACUAAUUACAAACAUAAAGUCACUACAGAACAAUACAUGAUAAAGCAUAGACUACAAAGUAUACAAGAGAAACAAAUAAUGGAGAAAUAAAUACAUAAUGUCCAAAGAGAUAAAAAUCCUUAUUACAAACUAGAAAGAA
This is a messenger RNA of Vicia villosa (hairy vetch), 2409 nucleotides long. Its product is annotated as eukaryotic translation initiation factor 2 subunit gamma-like. Gene Ontology annotation, biological process: formation of translation preinitiation complex; positive regulation of translational fidelity. NCBI's taxonomy places the organism in Eukaryota, Viridiplantae, Streptophyta, Magnoliopsida, Fabales, Fabaceae. The record is from RefSeq and is a predicted model, not a curated record. Gene Ontology annotation, molecular function: translation initiation factor activity; GTP binding; GTPase activity. Gene Ontology annotation, cellular component: eukaryotic translation initiation factor 2 complex; cytosol. The transcript is spliced from 9 exons. The coding region runs from base 282 to 1682 and encodes 466 amino acids.